This is a messenger RNA of Purpureocillium takamizusanense, 1694 nucleotides long. RefSeq lists its product as uncharacterized. The transcript has a single exon. NCBI's taxonomy places the organism in Eukaryota, Fungi, Ascomycota, Sordariomycetes, Hypocreales, Ophiocordycipitaceae. The record is from RefSeq and is a predicted model, not a curated record. The coding region runs from base 542 to 1555 and encodes 337 amino acids.
CGCGUCUUCGUUCAUCGAUCCUCAUACAUCCCUUGGGUCCAACAAUCGUAUGACAAAGAGCUCGUGAAAACAGUCUCCCUGCACUCUUGCCCUGGGUAGCAAAUGACGACCUGACUGGCCCUGGCCUUGAGUCAUUGAAGAAGCCGCGGGCUUGGUACCUACACCGCUCCCAGCUUGGCUCACGCCAUAUUAUGCGCCUCUCGAUACGAACUGUCGCCGUCGCCGUCCGGUUGGCACAAGGCACAAUCUUAACCUUAUUGUUCGCGCCGUCCGUGUCAACUGCAUCGACAGCCCCGGUCGUCGCCCGCAACGACGACGUCCAAGUCCACGGAGACAAGGACAGCAAGACCGCUGCGCCGCCAUGCGCCUCGGGCUCGCAUCGGCGCACCUCCUUUUACGUCGGGGGCGGCUACGUUGAUGAUGGCGCCGGGGGACAUGUCUUCCGCGACCAGAUGUACGUCGAGAGGCUGCAGCCCGCCGGCGGCGUCACUCAGGACACGCCACUUGUUCUGAUCCACGGCCAGGCCCAGACGGGCACGGUAUGCGACCCUCAGCUCUGGCGAUGGAUCGGAUCUCGCGAUUUUGCCGCCCGCUUACCCUUCCUUCUCUUUCCUGCUACCCUCCGAGUCACUGGCGAGAGUCCCAGGUGCUGACGCUGCGCCUCUGCCCAAAGAACUUUUUAGACAAGCCCGACGGCGGCUGCGGCUGGGCCACGCGCUUCCUCGAGCAGGGGUUUGAUGUAUACAUCGUCGACCAGACGUUCCGCGGCCGCUCCGCGUGGCAGCCCGGCCAGGGCGCCUCCAGCCCGUCUACGUACUCGGCCGAAACCAUCGAGCAGCGCUUCACCGCCGUCCGUCGCUACAUGCUCUGGCCCCAGGCCAGCCGUCACACGCAGUGGCCAGGCAACGGCUCCAUGGGCGACCCCGUUUUUGACGCCUUCUACUCAUCUAAUGUCCAGUUCAUCUCCGACGCCGUCUAUCAGCAGACCACCGUCCAGGCCGCGGGGGCUGCCCUGCUCGACCGCAUCGGUAGGCCUUGCGUCCUACUCGGACACAGCCAGGGCGGCCUCAUGCCCCUUGUCAUCGCCGACGCGCGCCCCGGCCUCACGAAAGGCCUGGUUCUUCUCGAACCCACUGGCCCGCCUUUCCGCGAGGCCAUCUUCAGCACCAAACCCGCCCGCAAAUGGGGUCUGACGGACAUCCCGCUGACCUACUCACCCGCCGUCGACGACCCAGCUGUAGACUUGAAGCAACAGGAGUUCCCUAGCACCGGUAUUGACCGCAUUGAUUGCGUCUUGCAGGCCCAAAGCUCGCCUCCGCCCCGCCAGCUCAUCAACCUCGCCUCGAAGCCUAUCCUCCUCCUCACCUCAGGGGCUUCCUAUCAUGCGCCAUACGACUACUGCACCGCCAAAUACCUUGAGCAGGCUGGCUGCCCCAGAACGCAGCACAUUGAGCUUGGGGACAUUGGCAUUCAUGGCAACGGCCACAUGUUUUUCAUGGAGCGCAACAGUGAUGAGAUCCAACAAAUCGUUGAGAGUUGGGUCAAGAAUUUGUAACGGCUGGCGAAUACGCCUCGUGGCUACAAACAUGUACAGAGAUGUAUAUAAAUCCCAGCUGCGCCCCUUUCGCCCUCCAGGGCCAUGCCCGCUCUAUGUAUGGGUUUGGUAUCGCAUAUGCAGCUGUGUUCAUGACGGC